CUUCAUCUAUGCACUUUUGCAUGAUAUUAAAGCUGUCUGCCCUGUCCCUGACUCUACAUGGUAAAUUCUUGUUGCGCGACGUUUUGUCUUGUAAUAAGUUCUUGCAGCGAAAAUUUGUAUUGCAAUUACUACUAUCGCGCUGACGGCGCUACAUCAACUUUUGCAACCUCGGGUCGUCUCGAUCAGCGGCAGUGGGAGCUACGACGGUGCGCAAAAGUCCUUGUAUCUUCGCGCUCUUACGUAGUACUUCAACUUCUUACUUCAUCGAUGCAUUACAAUUAUGCAGGAUGAAGCUGUCUUCUCGUUCUCUGUUCCUGACUCUGCAUGGUAAUUUUUUCUUGCGCGACUUCUUGUCUUGUAGUAAGUUGCAGCGAAAAUUAAAAUUUGUAUUGCAAUUACUACUAUCGAGAAGAUGAUGGCGCUAGUACUUUUGCAAUGCAUAGGAACCUCGGGUCGUCUAUCAUGGCGGCCGUGAACGAAUCCCCGGACAAGAAGGGAACCGGCCUCACUUAUCAAGAUGAACUACAAUCCCCCGAUCCCAUAUUCAAAACGCAUACAUACUUCUGUUUCUGGAUUUGUGUACACAAGUCGGCUUUGUGUUGCAUUUGAGGCGACACAAAUCAGCAUCACGAACAACUUUCGCUUUGAGUGUGGGGCCGUGGGGGUAUUUUUGCUCACAAUACCAGCAAGGAGGAGGUCGAGCAGAUGAUCCAGUCGGCGAUGGCGAAAAACGCGGGCGCUACCAAUGCGGGCGGAGUGGUUUUGGUGCAGCAGCCGAACCUGUCUAUCGAGGGGAAAACAGAAAUAAAGCCACGACGUAGUUGUAACAUUUUUAUUGCUCAAAAGAACCAAAAGCAAAACCAGAACCACAACUGGUGGAACGAGGCAUAGACUUGAAUAUACAUAUGGACGGACAGAUUACAAAAACCUGCGCAUGGUUUUGCGCUGUACUUCUGGAAAACGCUAGAAGUAGAUCAAUCCGGAACCUCCAGCAGUUGGUCCUACCGUCGUCGUUUGUUCGCGCGAUUUGCAACACAAAUACCAAGUUGAUCGGUGGAAGGGUCCCGGUUCAGGUAGCGGUAAAACUGGGGCUUCGGGAAUGUUUGCAUUACAAAUAUCCUUUGCAUUCGAACACCAUCGAGCAUAGUGCUACUCAUGAUGGUACCCGUUGAAGCCUUUGACUACUGGGUUUUUCUGCGCAUAGAGCACCAUCGUGCAUGACAUUACUCCCCAGGGUAUGACUGUGAUGAAAAGCACACGACCGCAGUGUCGUCGUGCAUAAGAUGAUGCAGCAUGGUAUGGAAUAUGGUCAUUUGCAUGGAUUUGCCAUGCAAACUUCCCGAAAGCCCCAGUUUUACCAAUCACCCGGUUCCGCGACGGUGCAAACACGGGGGGACGCGACCAAUAGUUGUGGUUUAGAGGAGAACCACAACGAUUCAAAAGCCUGUUGGGAUCGCUGUUCCGCCCCGAUUCCGCUCGGGGAACGGAACUUGAUAAACCAGGAAGCGAAGAUGCGGCGUUUCGAUUUUCGGAGAUGGGCCUGAAGGUAUGAACAACAUAAGACAUUGAUAGGCGAAAGUCGUGAGCAUGUACAUGGUGAUGAUGUCGACUCUGCAGAUCAAGCUUGUUUUUUGGCGUUGUGAUGCUGGCGAGGUUAGUUGCGCAUCGAGUAUCAUCAUUGAACAAAACCAAAAACAAUCAUCAUUAAACAAAACCAAAAUCAAAAACAAAACAAUACAUGUGCGCCCACAAGUGCGGAUCUGGAGCUUUGUCCUCCGGCGACGCAGCAACGUGCUGGCAUUUGGUUUCGGUGCGCGAUGUGGCAGCUGCCGGCACAUUUCUGACGUGUGGGUGGUCGGAGAGCAACCAGUCCUCUCAUCUGUGGCGCCGUUGCCUUCCAAUUCUCACAGCGACUGGAGAGGAUGGCGAAGCAGACCACUAAAGGUUGUCCAUUUUUCUGACUUAUAGUAGCGCCCAGAGUAACAUUAUACUGCGCGGCACAGUAGUCAUUAAAAAGAUGAGCAGAGCAGCGUCGUGCAUAAGAUUAUGCUGCAUGGUACACAGCCUGCCAAAUUUGUGCACCAGACUCGUUAAACUUCUGGCACUGCCGAUGUCGUAAAAAACAGUUCUUGUCGGGUGCUCGUCUCUGGUUGUUGCCAUCUUGUCUGUGCUCCGUCAUCGUUGAGCGAUAAAUCACGCAAAGCCAUCUGAGGGACUUGUGGUCGCUAUCCGGCCAGAAAGAAACGUUGAGAGAAUGGGGCUACUCGUCGCACGUGUUGUGUAGUUUACGGGCCUAGAAUUGCGCCUCGUCUCGCAUCUUCCACUACGCCACUUGUCCUCUAGUUUCACCUCGAUAGCAAAGCUUUUUUUUUUGUUCGCCCAACAAUGCCGCGCGUUAACCUGCACAUACCGGGAAAGGGGACGGUGCCCAAGUUGACCGGGCCAAAAGCCAAGCGCCGCAAUGAGUCCGGCAAGUCCGCGUCGUCGUCCGCUGGUAGUAGCAACUUGUCGGGGAAGUUGAAGUUGGGCGCAAAACAGGGCGACUUCUUCCCCAUCUUUCCCCCUACCGAGUCAGACCCUGAUGCUGAAUUCGACAUCAGCUUCAGGACGGGAAAGGACGAAGACGAGAAGCGGCGGGGCAGUAGCGCUUCGUCCGGGAGCAGUGGCAGCAGUAGUGGCUCCUCAUCUUCCGGUGGAUCAUCAAGUAGCUGCUCCUCAUCCAGCUCUUCGUCAUCCGGUGGGUCGUCGUCGAGUGCAUCGUCGUCAACGGGUACCGGGGCAGCACUGUUGCCUGGGAGAUGUAUGAGUAGUGCAAAAGCAAACCACAUCCAGACGACAACACAAAACCGAUUGUCAUUCAGGCCUGAAAAAAAUUUUAUUUAGGUCCGUUGGCCUAGAUAAAAAAUUUAUCUAGGUCCGUUGGCCUAGAUAAAAUUGUCGUGUGCGUCUAGAUCUGGUUUCGCUUUUUGUUGCACAGUAGUUGCACGCGCCUUUACCUUGAAGCCGGACGAGCCGCCACUAGUCCCAGCCUCGCAGGUCAAAAAAAAUUCGGCGGCGUUGAUGGACAGCAUCACGUCGUUUAUGAAAAACACCACCACUGCGGUUCCGCCGGUAACCACUUCACAGCUGGAAGCUGGGCCAUCAAUACAAUCCUCGUCAGCAGGUGCCUCAUCAUCUGCGUCAUCAUCUUCAGUGGUCGCGCAACCAUCGCCAUUCUCCACGUCUACGUCGUCGACAUCAGCGGCAAGCUCUUCUGAUUCGGUUCGCGAGGAUGUGCAGAGACAAAAAAGAAUCAAGCUCAUCUUCGUCGAAAAGUGUAUUGCAGCAGCCAAAACAUGGCAGGACAUUUACCAACUGCUCGCGUGGGUUUCGAUGCAGUUUGAAGAUGAGGAGGACCUGAAGAGCGACGGCUCCGGGUGGAAGAAAAAAACGCUUCCGACGUUGGAGCAAGUCCAGCGUGCCUGCAAGUUGAAGAUGAAAGUUACCGGCAUCAAAAUCGGGAAGGGUCUAACAGUUGAGCAGCUUCGUGAGUUUGCUGAAAUUUGGCUGCGAGAUCGCUACCAGAAAGCUUUCCGCAAGUACAAGCUGGACGUCGAUUGGUCCGAGGAACAGCAGUUGUCGGAAGAUGAGCAGGAGACGGUGCGGAAGAAGAACAACAUCCGGGAACAGUUUGCGACGAUGGUGAAGUGGAGUGUCUUCGAUUCGUUGAAAGACAACCCGGACAGGCAGUGGCUGUAUCUUCGGCACUGUUUGGGAAUUUCGACUGCAACCUGCACGAAGAAGGUAUCUCUUUGGUUGGGUUUGUUUUGUGUAUGAUAAAAGUUGACACUUCCCGAAGCCGCAGAUUUGCCUGUUUUUUUUCUUGUUGGUUCGAUUUGUUCUCCAAGAUUUUACUCAUCCCACUGCAUUGCUUUCACAUCACAGGUUCAGCUGUUGCAAAUUUUUUUCGGCUCGGAGGAACUGACGCAGCACAGGUCGAGACUGCGACUCCAAAAAGAGGUCAUGCUCGAAGCCGGGGUUGGUCGGAAAGUUUGGAGGGGGGAGGAGCAGGUCUUGACGUCGGUGGACGAAAGCUCCGCACCGAAACGGAGGAAGUUCGUAGAGUUGUCGAACAACAAAUCGUUCGCAGAUCACGAGUUCUUCAAAGCGGAAAACGAUCGACAGGUGAAGCUGCUGAACGACGCCUACCGGAGGGCAGCGGAGCGGGCCGAAGAGUUAGUUCACCGUGUCCGGGAGUACCGAAACGAUGUGGACGCGCAGUGCUUCACAGACAGCGACGUCGCGUCGCUGCAUCGCGCUACUACGACGAUCCAACGCGACGCUUCCGGAAAAGUAGUAGGCGCGGUGGAAGAGAACACGGACGGACUGCAAGUUUCGCGGCGAGGGGUAACAGUCGUCGAUCCGGAGAGGUUGAUAGUCGCAACGGCGACAAUUUACAGACCAGUAAUCGUCGUGCGGUUGGGACCAGAUGGGACGCCAUACAAGCGGGCUUCCAGUCUGAUUAGCAUGGAGGUUGCUUUGAUCCGCGCCAACGGAAAGAUGCGGACGAUCCAGGUCCUGCCAAUAGUUCCAGCGGGGAGGAAACACAAGGCCGGGUGGCAGCAUGUCCUCAACGACAUGUGCGAAAUGAUUCCCAGCGUCCCACUACCCGGCUCGACUACUUUGGAACUCCGCGGCGAUCCGAUCGUGAUUAUGUCGGCUGCAACUGAUUGCGGUAGCGAUCAGCUGAAGGCAAUGAAGAAAGUGCGACGGGGGGCGUACGGCACCUACCGCGAGCGGUACGACCGGCAGCAGGCCAAUCCAAAUAACAUACACGACUUCCAAUUUUUGGAGUACUUCGUCAUCCACUACAUCUGCAUGGGCCACCAGCUGCACCUGCUUCGUGACGAAAUAAAUUCCAUGUUAAACAUCUUCCACCCGGAAAUUAUUGCCGGCAUCAAAGCGGUGCAGAAGGCAGCGAUGUUGUGGCUCCAGGAUCACGUCCCCUCGAUUCCCGAAUUCUACACGGAGCGGUGGAACACGCAGACGCCGACGUUGGAGAAGUUGCUUGCGAAUGAGAAUUAUGUUUUGCAAAAUGCCCGCAGCUGUAUGGUUUCUUUGCAUCUCAAAAAAAAAACGCAUGACAAAUUUCUUUACAUUGGAACAAAGAAAAGCGUUUUGCUUUUCUAAGUUUUCUAUUUCUCUGUACAGCUGCGGAGGUGUUGAUGUGCAUACUUGCAAUGUUCGCGCGUGCUUGGAGUUGUUGAAGCCGGGAGACAGGCAGCAGGACCUCCGUGCCACAGCUAUUACCGCCCGACAGCACGGACUGAAGGACGAGUUCUGGAAAAGUGUGCGAACAAUUUACGAGCAGGCGCAGGAGCUGGACCACGCCUCAAACCGACUGGAGCGGGAUGCUACACUGCUGUGGUCUGAUGCGUCGUUGUCCGAGAUGUCGAAGAAACGGAGUUCCGGACACUACCUGUCGUUUUACAGGGAUUUGCUUCGGAAGUAUUUUGAUGGUCGACACGAGGGCGACAGGCUCGGGCUUCUCAUCAUCAUCAUGAUACUAGUCCGAUUGCCAGACAGGGAAAAGCAAUACUUUGCCUUUCCGUUUUUGAUCCAUGGUCUCCACGGAGAGAAAAAGAGCGUCGCGGCGGCGUUGCUUCUUUCUCUCGACCUAACCAAGUGCGACCUGUUCGUGGGGAUGUUCAUCAAAAAGUACGAGGCGGACUUGGUGCAGAUGCGCGACGGCGGAAAGAUGAGUGACGGGCUCUUCGAAAUUACCGCGCCGCUGAUGAUAGGCAGUCACACCAUGGCGCAGUUCGUCGAAAGUUUGCAAUCCACCUCCGCGAACCAACACCGUGCGGCGCCAAAUCUCGGACACGAAAGAGCAGGAUGGAGAGCCGAAAACUCCCGCGACCGGAUGUUGCCCUGGACGGAAUUUGAACCACUGGAAAACGAGCGGAAGCGCAGCACGGACCUCCGGUUCAAAGAGGGAAGAGCAAUCCGGACAAAGCGGCCCGAACUUUCUCAGGCUUCCCCUUUCGUCCACGAGCUGAUCGUCACCGACGAGGCGCGGGACCACGGUUUAGACAAAAUUAAUCCGGCUCUGGAGAACGCGUUGGAGAUGAACCAGAAGCACAAAAGCUGGAUUGAUAAGUUUCUCGAGGGCCGCACGAUCGGCACAGCAAUUGGCGCGGCCGGCAGGGUGGAAGUUCCAGAAAUCUGCAGGCGAACGCUGGACCUUCCUUGCGUGAUUAAGCAUUUUUCCGGAGCAGCAACAACGCUCGCGAAGGAACUACAGCUCGGCGCAUUACUAACCGCCCAGACCACCAACCCUGGUGACGAACGUGCACAAGCACGGGAGCCCACCUACCUCGUCUUCAACAAGUCAGCCAACAACCGCGCGUGGCUUUUGCUUCUCAAUCCAGAUCCCGACUCCAAGAACAACUCGUUGCUGAAUCCGCAGCAGGAAGACCUCCUCUUUUCCGUUUCCGACGUAAAAGUAAAAACGCUGAGCAAGUGGAUCGACCUGAGCGGAAUAGUUUCCUCCUUACCUUCGGCGGCAAAUCCUCUCGGAGAGUUGAAGCCGAAGAAGGGAAGGCACACGAAGCAGCUCACGUUCCACACUUUACCCCGCGAGUCGUACAGCAUCUUCUGGGACGAGGCGAGAUCAUCUGUGCGGUUCACGGUCUCCACCCGUGAUUGGCGGUCGCAACAGCAUGAGCGGGAGGGGUUUUUCAUUCCGAAGAAGCAACAGGAAUCAAGUGAGGACGUGGCUCUGCAGAAUGUCGUCGCGACGAAAACGCGCACAACCCGGGAGGUGCGGUGGCGGGACACUGUCUCUCAGCAGGUUGUCUGCCCCGAGUUGUUGCAAGAGUCGGAGCUGUCGGUCGUGUGCGUGAUCUACCGACCGGAGCGGUCCUGCUGGCACGCCCACAUUCCAAAAAAUUCGAACCGCGCCGUCGCGGUCCGAAUCGGUCAGAGACAGAGCCCUGUGCAUGACAUCCCGGCGGAGGAGUACGAGAUCCGGGUAAAUUAUCUCAACCAGGAAAAGAGCUUCGUUGAUGUGGAGAAGGAUGGGUGAUGUCCCGUAGUGAAAAUUUUACUUAGGCCGCCGGACCUAAAUAAAAAAUUUAUUUAGAACGCAAUCCCUAAAAAAAACUUUAUUUAGGUCCGCCGGCCUAAGUAAAAUCUUCACUCGGAGCGCCAUGCGCUCUUACUCCACAUCAAUGAAGACGCGUUUUUCUUUCCAUAGUCCGUGCUUCGCCAGAACCACAAAAAAGCGACAGCGCGACGCAACGAGUAUCGCUCUUGCGCGGCACGACCUGAUGAAGGCAGUUGCAAAAUUUUUGAAAGUCGAUGUCGUUCCACCUAGUGAAGAUCUUGAGAAUGCGGCUGCUUUAGCGCUGGAAACAUACAUAGACUCUACUACGAAAUAUGACAAACUGGUCGAGGAUUCUGAUAGUGAUGGCGAUGAGUAGCGACGAGGGUAGGCAUAACGAUGCGCGGGCAUUUUUGUGAAAAAAAAUUAAAUGUGCUCUAUUUUGCUUCGAAAAAAAGUCUCAUUCUGUAUGAUAAAAGCUGUAAGCCUACCUGUAUAAUAGUUUCAGCACUGCUUCUGGUUCGUAGAUUUUUCAGCAUCUGUAGCGCGUAUCUGGUAGCAUUCGGAUCCUGUACACCAAGAAAAAGCACGAGCGUGGGCGUCUCAUUUCCGCGGCGUUUUCCUCGUCGACUUCAGUUCCACGCGAGGUUUCUAGUGGUCUAGUAUGUUCCAAAAAGUGCUCCAAGUGCCUGUCUCCGAACGCAGAGUCUCGAUCUAGAAGACGAAGUAGUCGGGUCGUACAGGGCUCGCCAGAUGGACGUUUGUAGUUCACCGGCGUCAAUUCAUAAGAGAAAAUCCUUCCGAAAUGGUCGCCCCGAAGUCGUCUCAUCUAGAAUCAUUCUAGCCAAAGGUCAUAUUUUUCUCAGAAAUUGAUUACUUUCUAGGAAAGUCGACGACUUUCCUAGAAAAUCCACAGAUUUUGCAGAUUUUCGGAGGUUUGGCUAGAAUGAUUCUAGAUGACCUGACUUUGGACGGACCAAAAAGCUUUCACUUUCUUAGUAAUAUCUCCCUCCAAGACGUCCACGCGAUACCAGUUUCCUUGUAAAUUCAACCGCCUGCAGCUCCUCGCCACAUAAGAAUCCACCACCAAAAUACAACGUUCUCACCGCGUAAAAUAGUAGGACUUGACGCGAAGUGAUAGCGCUAGCGGGUGCGUUUCUUCUGGUCGGCACUCUUACAGUGCUUGUGCUUUUUGAAUUUUUUCUGACUAUCUUCUGUAGUUUUCCUGUGUAAAAAAAGUGCAUUUUCCUUUGUUGUAGGACAAAAAUGCCGCCAACACUACGGGCAGACGCAAUCGCCCAAGAGUUCGACAGAGCUCUAUUGGAUCCGUAUUUGGGACCUGAUGGAUCGACCAAGAUCGCCAACGAGCUGUGCAGCAACACACUGCCGCUUCCGACGUUAAUCGAAUCGCAGAUCGUCGUCCGCCUCUAUUACAUGGGGAACAAGAUCUCUCGCCCGCAGCUGCGGCAGUUUGUCCAGCGGUUCCACGAACGCGGGCAACCCAUUGAACGCCGUAUGUCGGACGAGGAGCUGGACAUGAUAAUUGAAUACUAUCUCAAUAAGCUCCGUUCCCCCGGACAUGUCGGCACCUUACACAACGAAAUGCGGGCGAUGAGAUACGAACAAAAAGAAGGUACUUAUUUUUUUUUGAAUUUGUCAUGCACGAGGCGACUUCUAUCAUCAUGCAAAGACUUUUGCUUUUAAUUUCUUAUGCAAAUUCUUUCAUCAUGCAAAAACUGCUGCUCAUCGUUUUAGCAUCAAAAUCAGCGAUCACGGUGAUCCGGAAGAUGCUACCCGAUCCGGCUCUCCUGUGUCUCAUCGGCAACCAUUCCCAGCACGCAGCAAAACGAUUUCGAAAGGAAAACCCGGCCGGAUACGCGGCGCUCAACCUCCAGUGCCGAUCAUUCAUAAGCAUGACGAUGUUGCUGACACCAAGAGCGCAUGCGUUUUUUGAAUAUGAGAUUCUGUGCGUGGACAUCUCGUUUUUCUAUAGCAAACAAACUUACCGAAAACAGGUUGACGGUGCUAAGCGACAAAAUCGAAGAGUGUGAGGAACUGGUAAGCGUGGUGAUCAGAUCCUCGAACGAAACAGGAAAGCAACUUGCGGCGACCUGGAUCGAGCGCGUGACCACAAUCUUCCCGGAGGUACUUUGCUUCUUUUCCUAGUCGAGUGCAAGCAUUCCCUUCAAAACCAGCGCCAGUACUUUUUUUGUCGUUUUUAUUUAGAACAGCAAUUCCUGAAAAAAAUUUUAUUUGGGUCCGGCGGCCUAAGUAAAAUCUCCACUCGGAGUUCUAGCGUCUUGCACUAAAAGCCCACAACGCGCGCGGCUUCUCUUUGCCACCCGAAGUCGGCAUUGAUGUAGCGGGCCAGCACCUCGGCGGAGGUGUGUCCUGUGAUUGCCUGGAUGGUCGAAAUCGCAACGCCCUUCCGCCAUAAGUGGCUUGCCAGGGAACGUCGGGGGGUGUGACUGGUGAUCAAUGUCGCCGGGCAGCUAUUCGGGGAGAGCGGUCGGAAGUUAGCCCGGACAGCUCUGAUUUUUUUUUCGAACGCUUCAUAGCCGAACUGAAAAAUGCGAUCAUUCGGAAGAAGGUACUUCCGACAUUCGUCAAGAGUUUUCUUGAUGAAGUCCGCAGUUUUUGGCUCCGGGGAGAUCGGCACCUGUUUGAUCUGCCCGCGGCCCCCUGCCUCUUUGGCGCACUUGCUGUUCCCAACGCGUACAUAGGUGGCCGUUACGUCGCUUAGCUCCAGAAGCCGGAUGUCGGCGCCUCUUCUGCCCGUUAGCACUUGUAAUGACGAGCAAAGCUCGUACAGUUGCCCCGCCCAUUUUUUUCGGCCGGUUGAUUUUCCGAGGGCGGUGCCAAAUCUCUUGCAAUCAGGAAUCUCCAAUGAUCCAGACCGCUCCGCCCCAUCCCCCGCGCCAAUCUCUUCGAUUUCAGGCGGGGGCGUUUUGCUUUGCAUCGCCUUAGCUUUCUGCUGUUUUUUGGUCUUCCUUACUCCGCCCCCCCUUCUAUCUGUUGUCGCGUUCACACUGCCGCCCAUGUUGUUUCAUUGCCUUGGUGAAGAGAGAGAUGCUAUUUUUCUGACUAGGUGAUAGAGUUACUUUCAGAAAAUCAGGGGCGCGCUUUUGUUUUCGAUAAAGUUGUGCUGCAUGACAGCAGCUCAUCGAAACCCUGUCAACCAUCAAUGAAAUUUUGAAAAAAAAAAAUCAGUUAAAGGCGAACUAUGCGGAGCACAAGAAAACAACUGAGCCUGCGGAACGCAUGACCGAAUACGCAUGCAACAAGGUGCGUCAUGAUUAUUUUUGUUUCUUCAAUGAUCGAGAGCAGGCAUGAUUUUUCUCGUUUGCCCCAUGAAGAUGAAGCUCAUUUUGAUAAAGCGACCCGUCGGAGAUUUUCAAACUUGCAUUUGUGACGUCGGCCGUAUUUCGAGCUUGAUAAUUCGGAUUAUUUCGAUUAGAUUUUAUCAUGGGCACAGUCAAGCCUAAGACUUUAAUUGGCAAUCAGAUGCACUGCCAAUCCACGGCAAACCCCUCGGAGCCGGGCCUUUGCGCGCAGAUCUACAGAGACUUCUCGAUGAAUGACCCCAACGCGAAGCUGUGGACCAACGACAUCCGGCCCCGGAUCACGAAAGCAAACGAUGCCAAAGUGACCGGAUGGACAAAAUCAACGGUCUUCCCCACUAAGAUCAAGAACCUGCCGACUUGCACCAAAAUCUGCACCUUGCGGGUCCGAAAAUUAAUUUUCUUUCUUUUCGUUUUGUGAUGGAUGGAGUGAAGGAGUGUGCUGAGAACUUCCCAUGCUAAAAUUAUUUUUUCGUGGCAAGCUUUUCGGUAAAAAAAAACUUUCUACAUUCAGGUGUAUUACUGGCUGUACACGGGAAAGGAUGGCCUGACUUCCAUAAAGCCGGACGUGUUGAAGACGAUCAAGGAGCUGAUGCGAAAGAUGGUCCAGCCGGGCUCCUCUCCCGAGGACAAGAGAAGCCAGCAGCUGGUUUACGGAGUUCGGCAAAUGGUGCACAACUGCCUGAAAGACACGAAAUUUCCGGCCGGAGCCAGUGGCUGCCUGUGGAGCGUAUUUAUUUGCUUAGCUUGUCUGUGUCUUCUGUUUUGGAGUUUGUCAUGCGCGUGAGCAUUCGGGGUUGUUGUCUGUCAUGCAUAUUAAAUUUCUCAUGCGAGUGAGUCCUUGCCUUUGUAUCAUGAAAAUAAAAUCAAACCAAAUCACUACAGGAAAUCCAGGGACCGAGUUCCAUCGUGACGGCAACGACUCCGCUGGAACUGGGGCUUCCGGGAACUUGCUGCGAUGCCAUCGAGUGGUGCUUCGCCAAAGAUGAGCUGGUGAAAAAGAACAAGAUCCAGUCCAAGUUGAACCACCUGUCACGAACAACGGAACUGUGGUCGGGCAUGAGUAACAUGAUCACGCGCGGCAGUUUUACCGUGGUCCGGCGAACGGGAAGAGUUCCCCCAACCUCCGGCGGUUUCAAAAAAUUCACCCACGUCCUCGUGAGUCUCGAACAAGACGUGGACACGUUCGAGGCGGGAACCGAGGUCCCCGGAAUCGUCCUGGAAGCGGUGAAAAGUCCGGAGCUGAAAGUUAUUGCCGAGCAGAAGAAGACCGAGGUGGAAGCGUACAACACCGAGGCGCGGGAACUCCAGGACGACUGGAAGGAGCGCCGCAAAAAGUACAACGACUGGAAAAAGGGAAAGGACAAAUUGGAAAAGAAAACCGCAAAAGCGGCUCUGAAGAACGAAUUCAUCGACCAGGCGGAAUCGCAGAGCGAGAUGGUGGAAAAGCCGCAAAGCGAAGAGGAGAUGAAGAAAAUUUUAGCGAAGCUGCACCAGGACCACACGAUUGCGCAGGGCGCGCUACUCUCCCGGGAAACGGAGAUUGAAAACGACCAAUAUUACAAAAACCGGCUCACCGCUAAGAUCAAUUACACCGUACAGAGUCAUAGGCUUUUUUUGCAAACUCUGACGUGGAAGCAUAGAAAAGCUUUGAUUUGGAAAAUAUAUUUUCAGACUUUUUGUGGUAUGGAAGAAAGGCCUUCUCCUUUGAUUUGGGUACACAAAUAAAACCACGCUCACACUCCAGACGGUGCCCGACAAUAUGCGGAUUAAUACGUCGUGCUACGCGCAGCAGUACGACUUUCCCCCGAAGACUGGCACGAAAGCGAGCUUCUACAGCAAGAAGACCUGCACAGAUGAGAAGCUGGAAUGGGCGAUGAGAACGCCAAUCGUGCUCCCCUACGAAAUUGAAAUCCCGGAGGCCCACCCGUGGCAACUGUACAGAGAACUUCUGUCCGACCUCUGCCUGGAGUUUCGUCCGACUACGGUGGAACCGUUUUCCGAAAUCAAAUUUCGCGAGCAGACGAUUGUAUUACUUCUUUGCGAUUUUUAAACUUACUCCCGGUCUUUAGAAUUUUUUUGCAUCACAAAUGAUUUCGCGUCACAGCUUCGCUUGCGUCACAAAUUCAAAAAAGCACACUUGUGAUUUUCAUAAUUUCCAAUCAGCGCCUCAUCUUCAACUCACAGGUGAUUGAAGACAUGCCCUACCUGUUUGACGACAAUGGGGAACCCCUUGCGUCUCCGCGGGAGGAGAAGGCCGGCGCGAACUUGGGUCUGGAAAAGAUCGACGACAUCCGCGAGAAGCAGGAGGGCAGCGGGACCAUCCGCAUCAGAACUCUGAUGCCCAUCGGCAUCAAAAAGGUUUCCAAGGACGAAGAAGCGAUCACGGAGCUGGAGGUGGGAGCAAAAAAAACCAAGCAGAAGCUCUUCGAUAAUGACUUCGAAAAAAUGAAGGCCGAGCUGCAGAUGAAGUACGAGGCGCAGAUGGAGCAGAUGAAAAAAGAGAUGGAGGAAAAGUUGAAGGGAAACAACAAAGCCACUGCCUCCACUUCGAACACCGACAACGAAAACGACUCCUCCGUCAACACCAAUGCCGGCAGUCGGGGCAAAAAGAAAGUGCUCCAGCGGCACGACGCAAUCACUAGUGAAAGCGAGUUGGACGAGGAAAACUUGACGUCCACCUACAACAUCCCCACCAAAAACAAGCGAAGGUCCCAGGAGGUGGACCUCAUCGGCGAGCAGAACUUCAUCCCCCCGAAGCGCAAGUCCGUGGCUAGCGGAAGCAGGGAUAGCAGCCCGGAGGCCAGGAGCGAUACGGUCCAGGAGAAGGCGAAGUCGAAGGGAAAGGCAAAGGCCAAAGGGAAGGCCUAGCUGCUUUUGAUCUUCAUCGGAUACAGGGACGCGCUCUCUGAUGUAACUAUAGACAAGCUUACUCGUGCUCUGCUUCCUCCGAUCGGUUGAGUUUGUCUCUAUACAAUGGCCAAGCCUGGAACAACAGAAAAAAAAGCACAAUCGGUUUUAUACACGCGGCCAACCAUUAGAAAUUUUAAAAUCUUUGUUUGUCGUGCUUUGUGGUUCUAGCAAGUCGAGUUUUUAGCUGCGGCCAAUUUCUUAUCUGGAUAAAAAUUAGAAAUACAAACUUGAUUCGAAACGACUUACACGAAUCAACACUACGUAAAGACAAUUCGCCUUCACUUUCCGUUUCUUCGUCUUCGGUCCUACUAGCAUGACCAUGACCAGUGCGAGCGAUAAACCAAAGCACUCAACGAGGUAGCUCUGACGCGUUCGCGGGCAGCAGUCCGCCUGAGUGACAAGCUCGCAGUCGCACUAUUUCGAUUACAAGAGAUUCACAAGUAGCCUUGCUUCCCUUUUGUUGUUGUUUUGUUUUCCUAGAAAUUAAAAGCUGACUUCGCAGCGAAGUGAUCCGAAUGUUUAAUAGAAGUGCUGCUGAUGCGAUUGCAAAUCGAAUCCAAGAUACAGCAUUCUUGAGCCAUGUCGUUAAUGUUUCGCUUUACCCACCCAAUCGGUAUUGAUCUAUCUUUGCGGGAAUGCCUCGUCGCGUCGUCGUGUGUCGAUCUCGAUGAUUAGCAUCACAAAUUUACGCACCAGCUCUUGUUAGAUUUGUUGCCUCAACCACCUACGGCUAAUAUUGAAGUAUAUGGCUUUACUCAUUCGCAGUUUCUAGCGAAUCAGCCUUGAAUACAACGAAAGUUACAAACUGCUUGGCACCUGUAGACCUCUUGAUAUGUAGAGACAGACCCGCCAUGUCAAAGUCGUUUUGUUUGUAUCUCUCAUGGGGAAGACACGCCCCAAAAUUCGUGUGCCGUGUUCUGGCUUCUCUUCCAGCGAGGUCGAAGUUGUUCAGUGUGCAGCCUUGUUGCAGUGUCAUUCCGCUGGCAGAUGCGCGUGCUGCUUCGUGCCUCAAAAUCGUCACCGUCGUCUGCCUCGUCGUCAUCAUCGUGUCAGCAUCUCGGUGUGCUCGUCGGCGUCCGCGUUGUCGUCUCUUUGCUGCCCGUCCACUCGGUGUCGUUCAGUUUCGUCCACGUCCGAAUACGUGUCGUUUUUCAUGAAAAAGUAUCCACAAACCCUCGAAAAAUGGCGUCUGAAAAGUUGUGGCUCUCCUCUAAACCACAACUAUUGGUCGCGUCCCCCCGUGUUUGCACCGUCGCGGAACCGGGUGAUUGGUAAAACUGGGGCUUUCGGGAAGUUUGCAUGACAAAUCCAUGCAAAAAGUCGCUGUCGCAUCACAAAUUCCGCCAUUUUGUAUACUAUGCAGAGUAAUCUUAUCCACGGUGGCACUGCGGUGGUGCGGUUCCAAAUAGUCUGAUGCCAUGCAGCAUAAUUUUCCUCACGAUGUGAAUAUGUCAUGCCAAAAAGAAGCUCAUCUGUCGCAUCAUCUUGAGCUUUCUGCCUUCGAUGGAGUUCAAAUAUUGUAAUGCAAACAUUCCCGGAGCCCCAUUUUUACCGCUACCUGAACCGGUACCAUCCACCGAUCAACUUGGUAUUUGUGUUGCCAAUCACCAUGAUGAACAGCAACAAGGGGACCACCGUUGAGCGGAACCGGAUUGAUCUACUUCUAGCGUUUUCUAGAAGUACAGCGCAAAACCAUGCGCAGGUUUUUGUAAUCUGUCCGUCCAUAAAUAUACAUCCUGAACGUCAUAAAUAAGAGCAGCUGCUAGUGCUAGUGCAGUAAAUGACGAUGAUCUUCAGGAUGCUGAAGUAGAUGGUCGUGAUGCUCUUGAUUUGCAAGAAUUCUAUGCAUGGCAAUUUGUUUCGUCAGCAUGAAGAUUCGGGUCGCGUUUUAAUACACGUUCUGGGUUCUUGUUGAUUCAGGGUUUUGCCCUCAAUAGAGUGAGCCAGUGAGAUGGGGAUCGUUAGUGGCGAAAACGGUACAGGAGGAAGAGGAGGAAAAGGCACUAUGUCGGCGGGGAAAAAAUGAGAAACGCUAGUACUUUACCACGGAAACAUUUCUAUAUUCAUCUUCAGCUCACAGGUACUUUGUUCAUCAGUCAACGCGAAUGAGAAGUACAAAUACUUAAAACUCAAACACCAGCUUCUACGGCGCUGGCACCCGUCGUGAUUCAAAUCUUACUUUUAUUCACGUGUGUCUUUGUUGACGCGUGUGCCUCGGCGAAGAUCCCUGUUGCAGAUUUUGCUUCCUACGUAGGGGAGGACUCUAGGAGAGAUUGGUACGUGAGGACGAGGGCGUGGCACAUUGAUGCCACGAUGCAGCACUGGUUUUUUCCGUCCUGGUCCUCGGCCACUUCUGAUGAGCGUGUUGCUGCGGUGUUUGACAAGUUGCUGAAGAAGCACGGAAUUACGGAACAGGAGUACGACGCUUCGUAUGGUGAUCGGCCGCGGGUGGCGAAGAAGCGAGCGGUCUUGAAGGCCACUCGCAGUCUGGUUGACUUGCGGGCGCGGCAGGUUGCUCUCGAUGGGUCGAUCACGGAUAACCAAACGCGUGAGCUUGUUGAGUCUUCCGCUGGCGUCUACAGUACUGCAAGAGACGAUGCUGGAGCUGUACACUGCGAGGAGUGCGGCUGCGAUCUGAAGGGGAGUAGACGAGCGCUCCGCGCGCAUUUACGAUUGCACCAGCAGGGCGAGUUUGUGCGUCUCGUCAAGGAGCAGGACGGGACGUGCAUGCCGGUCGAGGAAUUUGUCUACGGCCGAUCGGGGCAAUCCAUCAUACCGCCGACGUACAAGCAGUCCGCGCGGCUCGUUUUGCCGCCUCGACGUUUUCUUGCCGACGGGGCCGAAAAGUGGACCACUAGACAACUUACCUGCCCAUGCUGCUCAGUCCACGCCAUCGACUGGCCCAGAUCCUACCAGAAGAAGGUCGGCGCUGCGAGUCGUAUAAAAACGCACGAGCGGAAAUGUGCAAACUCCAAGAAGCUCGACCUCGCGGCUGGCCUCGAUCCUAUUCCGGAGUGUGCCGAUCUUGAAGUCGAUUGAUGUGCGACAUUUCGAUGACAAAUGACAAAUAGAGUUGCUAUUCGAUCUCGACCACAGCAUUCUGCACUACCCCCACUUCGAAUGCUGCGCUAAACGAUAACGAAGACAAGUCCCAAAACCCCUAGCAGCCCUCCCCUAUGCUAGCAAGAUGAUGAUGAUGAUUCAAAAAGUGGACCUCAAAUCCAACGCGUUUUCAUCACUUUCAGUCCAGAUAAUUGCAAAGAAACUUUUAAGUCUUAUCCGGGAUGUUGUUUUAUUACUUUCAAUUUUUUCUUGUCUCAGAAUAUGUUGCAAAACGGAAAGGUAUCAUGACCACACUGCCAGUGAGGCCAUCUUCCCAAAAUCUUCCGGUAUUUGAAGUAAAAAAAAAAGAGAAAAUUCAAAACGGAGACCAGUAGUAACACGAAAUUAAAACUUGAAAAAGGAGACCACCUACCUACCAGAGUCAGACACACACGCUUCUUGUAUGAGAUUAAGAAAAUAAGUAGAAAGAAACGCCGCAAAACCUACCUCCAUAUGUACAGCCGAGGUGAGAAAAGUAGUUGCGAGAAAAUUUCAAAGUAUAUCACGACACAGGAUGAAGUACACAAUUGCACACCAUAGUACAGCAUGCACAUACGAGUCGCUCUCGAUAUAGACUUAGCUCAGCGUCUGUCCGCCGCGCACGACGCAGAAUGUUGCGAACACGCUCUGGUAAGUGAUUGUUGGGUAGUCUGUGCCGUCG
Messenger RNA from Amoebophrya sp. A120, 17101 nucleotides. NCBI's taxonomy places the organism in Eukaryota, Dinophyceae, Syndiniales, Amoebophryaceae. The record is from the annotation of a GenBank genome assembly.